AUGGCCUCGGACAACAACGAGGGAGUCAAGAAGAUGUGCGCCGCAAAGGUGGCCAAGAACAUUCUUAAGUUCAAGCGCGCACACAAGAAGUUGAAGAAGCGUCGCGAAGAUCAGAGUCGCAAGAAGCUCCGCCUCUCCACUUUCAAGACUGUCGUCGGGGGCGUUGCUUGCGUCGUCGCUGGUGCUGGACUGGCCUUCGGCAUUCGCAAAUUCUUUGGGACCGUCACGCCUUCUACGACCGCCGCAACAACAACGAUGGUCGCAGCUGCCAAAGUGACACCAAGGAAGAGCAUCCGUAUCCGUCUGCCACCAACCAGGACCGCUCAUCCUAACCCUGCUUGGUACUAG
Molecule: messenger RNA, 348 nt
Organism: Ceraceosorus guamensis
Lineage: Eukaryota; Fungi; Basidiomycota; Exobasidiomycetes; Ceraceosorales; Ceraceosoraceae
Exons: 1
Coding region: 1-348 (115 amino acids)
Source: RefSeq, a predicted model, not a curated record